UCUAGUAUAGUUUUUGGCUUACACACAAAACAAAGUAACAAAGAAAGAAAAAAUAUCAGGUGAACAAAAAAAGAAGAGCGAAAAUUUGGCAUAAAAUGUCGACACAUCCACAAGUUCCCGGCGAGCCUACUAAGACCGGCACCACCAUGCUCGAGACCGCCACCGCCGCAGUUCAGAAGUUCGGCCCCGUUAACGCCAUCCACCAGCAUCUCUGCGCGUUCCACUUCUAUGGAGACGACAUGACACGACAAGUCGAAGCACACCAUUUCUGCGGGCACCAAAACGAGGAAAUGCGCCAAUGCCUCAUCUAUGACGGCCCUGAGGCGGAUGCCCGCCUCAUAGGCAUCGAAUACAUCGUAUCGGAGAACCUCUUCAUGACGUUGCCAGACGCCGAGAAGCGGCUCUGGCACUCCCAUGAAUAUGAGGUUAAGAGUGGGGUGCUCUUUUUACCUGGGGUUCCUGGAUCUGUUCAACGCCAGGACCUUGCUAAGGUGGCUCAAACUUAUGGUAAGACCAUUCAUUUUUGGCAGGUCGACCGAGGUGAUAACCUCCCCUUAGGUCUUCCCCAAGUGAUGAUGGCACUUACUCGUGAUGGCCAACUCUAUCCUCAUCUUGCUGCUGAUGUGGAGAAGAAAUUCAACGUAAACUUUGAGAAGGAGAGAGAAAAUCGUGCAUACAUGAAAGGUUUAGAGCAUGGAAUUCAUCCCUUGGCAAAUGCACAAGGAAAAGGGCUAAGAACUGAGCUACGAGAGGUGGAUUGUAAUCCUGGUGCUGGUGCGCAUGCAACUUCAAGAGUUUUUGUUUAAGCAUAUAUAUAAUUAGUGGGUAAUCAUAUCACUAAGUUUUAAUUAAGAUAAUAUGCUCCUAUCUCAUAAAAAAAAUGCCCCUAAAUAUAGUAUUAUCAGCAAGACACCUCGUUAAUUAAUUUUCAUGUGUGUUAUUUGCAUGUUUUUAUCUUAUGUACGUAGUAAACAGUAAAAUGUGACCUGAGUGUAUAUGCAUAAAUAAUAGUAGUUCUCUAUAAUUUUACUAA
This is a messenger RNA of Beta vulgaris subsp. vulgaris (sugar beet), 1033 nucleotides long. RefSeq lists its product as hypothetical. NCBI's taxonomy places the organism in Eukaryota, Viridiplantae, Streptophyta, Magnoliopsida, Caryophyllales, Amaranthaceae. The record is from RefSeq and is a predicted model, not a curated record. The coding region runs from base 96 to 806 and encodes 236 amino acids. The transcript has 3 exons.